AUGUAUUGCGAUCGACUGCUUGCUGUACUGCUUAUGGCAGCCGCCAUUAAUUGUGAAAUACUGGAUCUAUCUCGAAGAGGCAAUGCCGGUCGAAAACGAAAUCUUCCGUUUGAGCCAGCAAGAGGAUCAAGGAUGUCCGAGAGAAUGGGAAGAUGAUUUGUUGAUAAUAUGUCUUCUAAUGAACAGGAAAAAUUGGAAGAACUAUUUGCUCGAGCAAUUUACUCUAGUUCUUGCCACUUUAGUUUAGUCGAAAACCCUGAUGUUGAAAUAUUUUUUAAGCAACUACGUCCAAGUUUCAGGCUACCUGGAAGAAAGAAAUUAAGUACAACGUACAAGUACAUAACAGAUGAAAAACAUGAAGAUGAAAUAGAUGUGUUUAACCAAAAAACUAAUGAAUAUGAAAAUUACGAGUACCAGAAGGAAUCAGAACAAGAAAUGAUUAAUGAAAACCCAGAAAAUACAUAUCCUAAACCAAUUCUGUCCCUGUUUACGUACGUCCAAUUCGAUAACAAAGAGUGUUUGGGAGCAACGGGGGACAAUGGCACUUGCGUCACGGCGGCCGAGUGUAGCCAAAAGGGAGGCACCGCGAACGGCCCUUGUGCUAAUGGCUAUGGGACAUGUUGCGUUUUUAUGGCUUCGUGCGGAACAACCAUUAGAGCAAACGGCACCUACUUCGUUCAUAAUGGAUAUCCUAAUCAGUAUGAUGGAACUGGAUCAUGUCAAGUAACUCUGCUCAAAUCCGAGCCCGAUGUCUGUCAAUAUAGAUUGGACUUUGAGCAAUUUAGCAUUAUGGGCCCAGAAAUGGAAAACCACAUGUGCAAUAAUGACCAGUUCAUUAUAUCCGGAGGAAAUCCAGUUCCACCUAUUUGUGGAAACAAUGUAGGAAACCAUUCUGAGGAGGGCUGCCUGCAGUACUUUACCGGAGUUGCUGGUGAGAUAAAAUCUUUUAACUACGAGCUAAAUAUGGGUUUGCAACUUUCCAAUCAAGACUACAGCAUAUGCAUUAGAACUGAGCGCAACUUUUGCGGGAUACAGUACACUCAAUGCUCAGACACAGUUCACAAUAGAACACAGUCUUUCACUUUAUCUGGCGAUACCAAUAAUCAAGUCCCAGCGAUGGUGGGAAGUACAGGCAGCGCGAACUUCUGUCAAGCUGAUUAUUUAAUUAUCCCUAUGGCUUCAAACGUUGGUAGACCUGUCACCGGACCAUCGGCAAAUGUUGAUAGAAUAUGUGGAGGAAUACUCAGUGCGGACGUAACGCUGACACCCACCACAAUACGAAGUAACGUUAAACCUUUUCGACUUUGGUUUCAUACGGACAGUGCUGAAGCGCCAACUGACAGAUCAAACAGAGGAUUCUGUUUAAAUUACGUUCAACAACCAUGUACCACAAAUUUAUCGAAACGUUAA
This is a messenger RNA of Brassicogethes aeneus, 1410 nucleotides long. Lineage: Eukaryota; Metazoa; Arthropoda; Insecta; Coleoptera; Nitidulidae. The record is from the annotation of a GenBank genome assembly.